CCCGCGUGGCCGGAGCUCUGUCUGGUUCCCUCCGUGGGGCGCAGGAUUCCCUGGCGCCCAAGUCCCUGGACUGGGUGGGUGGACGGGACUCUUGGCCCAGGCAGCUUAACUUCCCGGGAUUCAGUCACCCGCUUUGGCCCUGCAGUGUGCACUGGAAAGCUGCGGCUCACCCACUUUCUCUGUGGGAAUCCCAGCCCCGUCCUCCUCCUGUGGCCUAAAGCCUCUGCCUGCCUGGCGCAGGGCCAGCCCACCUUGUGCCCCAGAUCCCUCUCUCCGGAUAAAACCCCAGGCUUGCCGGCGGGAAAGACUUCCGUUGGAGGUCCCUGGUUCAGGAGCCCACUAGAGCCCUUAGGGCCCUGCCUGGAGGCUUUGUCGGCUCUGUCUCGGGUCAGAGGUCAGCAGCCAAGAGAAUUUGCUGAGUCAUCAGCUGGGGUGGGAUAAGCGCCCUUCCCUCCCUUCAGGCCGGCGUUGGUAGGCAAAUGUGGAGAGGCAGCUGUUGGGGUUCCCAUAGCUGGGAGUGGCCACUGCCGGGUACACAGGUCAGGGGCAUGGGGACCUGUGUAAGGAGACAGGCAGAGGCCUGAGGUGGUCAGGGGCCCGCGUGUGGCUUCGUGCGGCUGGGCAGGGCCCCCUACACACUCCCCCAGGACAGGGCCCCUUCCCCACCCUCGGAUCCCCACCCACUCUGCAUGCAGCCUGGACACUUGGUGUUGAUUCCCUUCCCCAGUAAAGUAGGAGGGAAGGAGGUCCCUUCCAGUAUGUUUCCCUGACGUGUGAAGUGGCACCCUCAAGGGCUGUCAGCAGGAGAGCGGCCGCUCCCCAGUCAGAUACAGUUCAAGAUAACACACACCCUGUGGUCACAUACAGGGUCAGGACCCUGGUGCAAACAGGACCCUGACCACAUACCCUCGUGUGGUCAGCCUGCAUCUGGUCCUGGUACAGUGAGGACGCAUGGCCACCCCAUGUGUACCCAGAUACACCUGCGAGCGGUGCCCUCUCUAAGGCACAGCAGGUUUUCCUCAAUCAGACCAAGUAGCCUCUCCACUGGGUGUGACUGAAUACACACAGAGGCGUCCCCCACCCCCACCUCUACGUCACUUCUCCCAGGAGGGCAGACAGGAAAGAUGCCCCAAGUCAUCCCUACCCUCCCAACUGUCUCCAGCAGGCCACUGACCCUGUCCAGUCAGCACUGUCCAGCUGCACCUACAGGGGCUGGGGGCACUGCCUGUCGGCCCACAUUCAGGAAGUCACAAGCCAGACAGGAUGAGCUUCUUGUGACCCUCCUUCCAGAUUAGGGAGAUAUGAGCAACCAGGUCCCUGGCCCCAACAUGGCCCGUCGCUCCCAGAGCUCCUCCCAGGGGGACAACCCUCUGGCUCCCGGGUACCUGCCCCCGCACUACAAAGAGUAUUACCGCCUGGCCGUGGAUGCACUGGCUGAGGGCGGGCCAGAGGCAUACAGCCGCUUCCUUGCUUCCGAGGGGGCGCCUGCCUUCCUGUGCCCUGAGGAGCUGGAGCACGUGAGCCGCCACCUGCGACCCCCGCAGCAUGUUGCCCCUGAGCCCCCGGAAGGCAGCCCCCCCAAUUUGGACUUCGAUGGCUCCUCUGGUACUUACUGGCCUGUGAACUCCGACCAGGCAGUUCCUGAACUCGACCUAGGCUGGCCCCUGACCUUUGGCUUCCAGGGCACUGAGGUCACCACACUGGUUCAGCCGCCGCCACCUGACAGCCCCAGCAUCAAGGAUGAGGCUCGAAGGAUGAUCCGCUCUGCCCAGCAAGUGGUGGCUGUGGUGAUGGACAUGUUCACCGAUGUGGACCUUCUCAGUGAAGUGCUGGAGGCCGCUGCGCGCCGCGUCCCAGUCUACAUCCUCCUAGACGAGAUGAAUGCACAGCACUUCCUGGACAUGGCCGACAAGUGCCGGGUCAACCUGCACCAUGUGGACUUCCUGCGCGUGCGCACUGUGGCCGGCCCCACCUACUACUGCCGCACUGGGAAGUCCUUCAAGGGCCAUGUAAAGGAGAAGUUCCUCUUGGUGGAUUGUGCCGUGGUGAUGAGUGGGAGCUACAGCUUUAUGUGGUCCUUCGAGAAGAUCCACCGGAGUCUGGUACACGUGUUCCAGGGCGAGCUGGUCUCCAGCUUCGAUGAGGAAUUCCGCAUUCUCUUCGCACAAUCCGAGCCGCUGAUACCCUCGCCCGGAGCACUGGCCCGCAUGGACGCCUAUGCCCUGGCUCCAUACGCAGGGGCUGGGCCGCUCAUGGGCGGCCAGAUACCCGGGGCUCCUACCCCCUUCUCCUUCCCCAAACGCGCCCACCUCCUGUUCCCACCACCUCGGGAAGAAGGCCUGGGCUUCCCCUCCUUCCUCGACCCCGACCGCCACUUUCUGUCGGCCUUUCGCCGAGAGGAGUCUUCACGGAUGCCCGGGGGCGCCCUGGAGCCGCACGCGGGGCUGCGGCCGCUGUCGCGUAGGCUGGACGCAGAGGCUGGGCCAGGUGGGGAGCUCUCGGGUCCGCGGGGCUUCUUUCAGGCGCGGCACCUAGAGAUGGACGCCUUUAAGAGGUACAGCUAUGCGGCCGCCGACGGUGCGGGCGCAGUGGAGAACCUGGCGGCCGCACGGCAGGUAUCACGGCAGACGUUCCUCAGCCACGGCGAUGACCUCCGCUUCCAGACCAGCCACUUCCACCGCGACCAGCUCUACCAACAACACUACCAGUGGGACCCUCAGCUUGCUCCGGCGCGCCCACAAGGCCUGUUCGAGAAGCUUCGUGCCAGCCGUCCUGGCUUCCCCGACCACGACGAAUUCACACUGGGCACCGGGCCACGAUUUCCGGAGCUCGGCCUGGACGGACACCAGCGGCUGGACUACGUGCCAUCCAGUGCCUCGCGGGAGGUGCGCCAUGGCUCAGACCCCGCCUUCGGGCCCGGGCCCCACGGUCUGGAACCCGGCGGGGCCCCUCGUCCCAACCUGGGCCAGCGCUUCCCUUGCCAAGCAGUGACGAGGCUAGGCCCUGAGACGGCGCCCCAGCCCGAGCCGGAGCGCAGGGGUGGGCCCGAGGGGCGGGCCGGACUGCGGCACUGGCGCCUUGCCUCCUACCUGAGCGGCUGUCACAGCGAGGACGCUGGAGACGAGGGCCUGCCUGCACCCAUGGAGGCCGAGGCCUAUGACGAUGACGUGCUGGUUUCUGGGGGUCGGGCGACCGCUGGGGACCUGCUUCCCUCGGCCUUCCGUGUGCCUGCGCCCUUCCCAGGCAAGGGCCUAGUGCCGGGCUCGGGCAGCGGUGGCGGCGACUGCCCGGAGCGCGAGGGCCCGGAGGAGGCGGGCCUGGCCAAGCAGGACUCUUUCCGCUCACGCCUGAACCCGCUGAUCCAGCGCAGCUCCCGGCUGCGCUCCUCACUCAUCUUCAGCGCUUCACAGGGCGAGGGCGUGGGCGGAGCUGCGGGGGCCUCCACGGAGAAGGCGCAGCUGCUGCACAAGGAGCAGACGCUCAGCGAGAUGCUGGGGUCCGGUGGUGAAGCCGUGCGCUCCGCUACCUCCACCAAGGUGGCCGAGCUCCUGGAGAAGUACAAGGGCCCCUCUCGAGACCCUGGCGGCGUGGGGACAGCAGUCACAGUCGCAAGCCAUAGCAAGGCUGUCGUGUCCCAGGCGUGGAGGGAGGAGGUGUCUGCGCCUGGCGGCGGCGGUAGCAGUGAACACCGCAGCCUGGAGAGCUGCCUGCUGGACCUGCGUGAGUCCUUUGCACAGCAGCUGCAUCAGGAGGCGGAGCGACAACCCGGAGCUGCCACUCUCACCGCUACCCAGCUGCUGGACACGCUGGGCCGGGGCAGCAGUGGCACGGACCGGCUGCCCUCCCGCUUCCUGUCCGCCCAGGGCCACUCCACCUCCCCGCAAGGGCGGGACAGCCCCCCACCAGAGUGGCCUGGGGGGCACCAGUCUGAGCCAAAAGGGAGCCCCACCUCAGCCUACCCGGAGCGCAAGGGGAGUCCCACUCCUGGGCUUCCCGCCCGUAAAGGCAGCCCCACCGCUGGAUUUACUGAGCAGAAGGGGAGCCCCACUUCUGUCUACCCUGAGCGCAGGGGCAGCCCGGUGCCUCCUGUUCCAGAGCGCAGGGGCAGCCCUGUGCCCCCUGUGCCUGAGCGCAGGGGCAGCCUCACCCUUCCCUUCUCCGGGGAGUCUCCGAAGGCAGGGCCCACAGAGGAGGCGGUUGGCGGCCCCAUGGAGGUCCUGCGCAAAGGCUCCAUGCGACUGCGGCAGCUGCUGAGCCCCAAGGGUGAGCGGCGGGCAGAGGAUGAGGGCAGCUUUCCGAUGCCGCAGGAGAACGGGCAGCCUGAGAGCCCCCAGCGGCCGUCCCUAGGCCGGGUUGACAGCACCGAGGUGGCUGCAGAGGAGCGGGGCCCGUGGGCGCGCGUGUCUUCAGCCACAGCCAAUGCCUUGUACAGCAGCAACCUGCGGGACGACACAAAAGCCAUCCUGGAGCAGAUCAGCGCCCACGGCCAGAAGCAUCGCGGAGUCCCUGCCCCAGGCCCGACCCCGGCCCACAGCAGCCCAGAGCUGGGUCGCUCGCCAGCGGCCGGCAGCCUGGCCCCUGACAUGUCCGACAAGGACAAGUGCUCGGCCAUCUUCCGCUCGGACAGCCUGGGGACCCAAGGCCGGCUGAGCCGCACACUGCCUGCCAGUGCAGAGGAACGCGACCGGCUCCUGCGCCGCAUGGAGAGCAUGCGCAAAGAGAAGCGUGUCUACAGCCGUUUCGAGGUCUUCUGCAAAAAGGAGGAGCCGGGGGCUCCCGGGGCAGCGGAGGGCCCAGCCGAGGAGGACGCCAGGGACAGCAAGGUGGGCAAGUUCAUGCCCAAGAUCCUGGGUACAUUCAAAAGCAAGAAGUGAGUCACCUGGCCUUCCAGCCCAGGCCGAGGUGCCUGCUGGGCAGAACACUUGGCCCUCAGCCAAAGCCCAGGGAACCGGCUGGGCCAGCCAGAGCUCCGCUCCACCUGAGGCUCAGCCAGCGGCCCUGCCGGCCUCGUGCCCCUGGGUCUCUCCUCCCUUAGAGUUUCAGCCCCAGCUGCCCGCUGCCUUACCACCCCAGCUCUGGCCCUUCACACCUCCGCCUCUGGAGCCUCAGCCUCCCCCUUCUUAGGCAUCUGUUUUCCCCCAUCUCUCUGUGCCUUAGGCCCCCAUACUCUGGGGUCCACAUGUCUCAGGGCUUCUGUGUCUCAGGGGUCCCCUCUGCUCAUGGCCUGGCUGUGCUGCCCCUGUCCACUGCCUGGCAGCCCCCUCCUCUCUAGGCCUUCAUCUUCUCAGGGCCUGUUUCUGCACCUGCAGUCUUAGGGCUCACUUCCUGCCCUUUCCCCAGCACGUCCCUCCUUCCCUCCCUCCGGACCCUGCAAGGGCGAGAACUGGGCUUUGUGGCACAACAGCCCAGUGGGUGAUGGGAGGCCCUGGCCGGCACCCUGCAAGGGUGAGAACCGGGCUUUGUGGCACAACAGCCCAGUGGGUGAUGGGAGGCCCUGGCCGGCACCCUGCAAGGGCAAGAACCGGGCUUUGUGGCACAACAGCCCAGUGGGUGAUGGGAGGCCCUGGCCUCACGAAGCGUUCCUGACAGACACGUGUUCCCAGGUCCAUCUGCAGCCACGCUGCAGAAAGGGCUGGAUGUGGAGCCUUGUCCUGUGAGGGCAGAGGACGGCGUGCGAUGGCUCCUGAGCCCCGGCACGCUGCUCUGAGGGGUCUCAGUGUCCCUGACAUGGGACCUCUGCACCUCAGUCCCUCAUCUAAGUGGUCCUUGCCCUGCAGGUGCCCAGCAGACCCAGACUCCACCCUCUUGUGCAUCCUUUCCCCUUUGUCACCAGCCCCCCAAAAAUCUGUCCAAGGUUCCCCAUUUAGCUUGCUUGUAUCUUUUUUUUUCACCUCCAGACAGUAACUGAUCUGGAAUGAUUCAUUUUGGCACCAAAUGCUUUGAAAGCCACCCCUCCCCCCACCAUAGGUGCUGGUAUUGUUAAAUUAGUGUUUGUGCUAUUUCUUUUUAAAUAGUUUUUUUUUUUUUAAGUAUAGGAAAGCCUAAUUGCUCUUUGGGGACUGUUGGGUGUGGCCACAGUCCUGACUGAGCCCCUGCGCCCUGGUGGCCCGUGGUCUCGUCACCAAAGCCACCACCCAGGUGGGGUGACAGCAGAGACUUUGGUUCGAAUGGAAAAGGCCUCUGGGGAGCCGGAUGAGCCGGAGCAUCUCUGGUCCUCGAUGUGCUUGCUGACACGUUUGGUUUGGCCUGGCCUGGUGUGCAGCUGUUCUGAGCAGACCAGGCUGGGCCUGUCGCUGACGGAGAGCCCUCGCAGGAAGUGGAGGUUCUGCCCAGGGAGAGACCCGAGGCCUUCGGACCCUCCCAUCUGCGUCCUCCACGUCAUGCUUAAUAAGACCUCACCUCAAAUGUGAUUCUGCACAUUUUGGUGUUAAUAAAAAAAAACACAACACACGAAA
Molecule: messenger RNA, 6455 nt
Organism: Odocoileus virginianus texanus
Lineage: Eukaryota; Metazoa; Chordata; Mammalia; Artiodactyla; Cervidae
Source: RefSeq, a predicted model, not a curated record